This is a messenger RNA of Triticum urartu, 1181 nucleotides long. NCBI's taxonomy places the organism in Eukaryota, Viridiplantae, Streptophyta, Magnoliopsida, Poales, Poaceae. The record is from RefSeq and is a predicted model, not a curated record.
CCACAAACACUAUGCCCGCCUCCCGCCGCCCUGCGAUGUCGGCCGCGGCCGUCGCGCCGAGCCCACCGCCGCUCCUCCCGUCGGCACCCCCGCCGUCCUACCCCGCGGCGCCCCCCGCCCCCUCCGCCGAGGACGACGACGACCUCUACGGCCGCCUCAAGUCCCUCCAGCGCCACAUGGAGUUCGUCGAGAUCCAGGAGGAGUACGUCAAGGACGAGCAGAAGAACCUGAAGCGCGAGCUGCUGCGCGCGCAGGAGGAGGUCAAGCGGAUCCAGUCGGUGCCGCUCGUCAUCGGCCAGUUCAUGGAGAUGGUCGACGGCAACAACGGCAUCGUCGGCUCCACCACCGGCAGCAACUACUACGUGCGCAUCCUCAGCACCAUCAACCGCGAGCUGCUCAAGCCCUCCGCCUCCGUCGCCCUGCACCGCCACUCCAACGCGCUCGUCGACAUCCUGCCCCCCGAGGCCGACUCCAGCAUCUCCCUCCUCGCCUCGUCCGAGAAGCCCAACGUCCUCUAUUCGGACAUUGGAGGAUGUGAUAUCCAAAAACAAGAAAUUCGGGAGGCAGUUGAGCUACCAUUGACACACCACGAAUUGUACAAGCAGAUUGGUAUUGAUCCACCAAGAGGGGUGCUGCUCUAUGGUCCUCCAGGCACUGGCAAGACCAUGCUUGCUAAAGCUGUGGCACAUCACACUACUGCUGCUUUUAUCAGAGUGGUUGGUUCAGAGUUUGUGCAGAAGUACUUGGGUGAGGGCCCAAGGAUGGUUCGAGAUGUAUUCCGCUUAGCUAAAGAGAAUGCCCCGGCUAUAAUAUUCAUUGAUGAGGUUGAUGCUAUAGCCACUGCUCGAUUCGAUGCUCAGACCGGGGCUGACCGAGAAGUUCAGCGUAUUCUGAUGGAGCUACUGAAUCAGAUGGAUGGAUUUGAUCAAACAGUGAAUGUGAAGGUUAUAAUGGCAACCAAUCGGGCAGAUACUCUAGAUCCUGCUCUGUUGCGUCCAGGAAGACUGGACAGGAAAAUCGAGUUCCCCCUGCCGGACCGGAGGCAGAAGAGGCUUGUUUUCCAAGUAAGUUUCUUUGUAAAUACUUUACAUGGUAUGCUUUUCAAAAUAUUACCGAUAGUUGUUUGGAAAGUCUUCUCUAUAUUACAGUGUAGUAGAUUGUAUUGAUGGUCUUGUAUUCAU